Molecule: messenger RNA, 1953 nt
Organism: Solanum verrucosum
Lineage: Eukaryota; Viridiplantae; Streptophyta; Magnoliopsida; Solanales; Solanaceae
Product: protein terminal ear1 homolog
Exons: 5
Coding region: 1-1953 (650 amino acids)
Molecular function (GO): RNA binding
Source: RefSeq, a predicted model, not a curated record
AUGGAGAACAAUGGUAUGAUUCAUGGAAAUCUUGAUCCUAGAGCCCAAGAAUUUAUACCAACAUAUCCAUUUAACAAUAAUUUUUUGCCUGUAUUUCCUAAUCAAUUUUACUACCCUUUUCCAUCUCCACCACCACCACCGUACGGUGAUGUUGCAUCAGUGCCGUUACUCCAGCCGGCGUAUGUUAGCGCUAACCCACCGGUGCCUACGCCUAUUUUACCACCACCAAGUUCAAUGUCUACAAGAACUUUAUUGUUAUGUAUGGUUCCGGUUGAUGUGAGUGAAUCUAUUAUCCGAAGGGAUUUAGAAGUAUUUGGGGAUGUAAGAGCUGUGCAAAUGGGAAGGGUAAGAGAAGGGAUUGUAACGGUUCAUUUCUAUGAUUUAAGGCAUGCGCAGACGGCGUUAAUGGAGAUUCAACAGCAGCACAUGCAGCAACAGAUGCGUUUAAGGAGGCAUUAUUAUGAGUUUAUUGAAAAUCAAAAUUCUCUUCCUCCAGUUCCACCACCGGCGGCGCGUGGACUCAUUGCUGGUAGAGCUGUUUGGGCUCAGUUCACUUUUCCGGUCACUUCUGCUCUUGUUGAUGGGAAUAAUCAAGGCACACUUGUUAUUUUCAAUUUGGCAUCUCAAACUUCUACUGAUUCUCUUAUUCAUAUAUUUCAAGCUUUUGGACAUGUGAAGGAAUUGAGAGAGACACCAAUGAAGAAGCAUCAAAGAUUUGUGGAGUUUUAUGAUGUUAGAGAUGCAUCAAGGGCGUUGAUAGAGAUGAAUGGGUAUGAUUUAAAUGGGCAGCAAUUGCUGAUUGAAUUCAGCAGGCCAGGUGGAAAUAACAGCAGACGCUUCUCAAAAGGUUUUCAAUAUUCUUCACCUACCAAAUUCAACAAUAACUUAUACUCUUCACCAAGAAUAGCGCCCGUAUACAACACUUCACAUUCCCAAAAUCAGAAAUCAAAUUAUGUUAAAGGAAACCCUAGUGGAUGUAGCGGAAGUGAGAGUUCAGGCACCGGUGGUUCAGUUCAAGAAUCAUUAGCUUCUUUGUGUAUAUCAAAUAGGAGUAAUAAUAAUGUUAGGGCUGGGAAGAAUAAGAAUGCCAAAAAAAGUAACACUAACAUUAGUGCAAGUAGUAGCAGUGUGACAAGUUGUUCUCCGAAACGUCCACAAAAAAUGUUGCAACAAGCAAAUAGCAGCAGUAGCAGUAGGCCAUGGAAGAUGAGCUGGUCAUCAAAGCAGGCAAAAGAUUAUGACCCUCGUUUUCUAAUUAAAGAAGAUGCCAUUAUGGAAUCAAAUUGCAGAGAUUCCAGAACUACUGUCAUGAUCAAAAACAUACCAAACAAGUACAGUCAGAAGCUGCUGCUGAACAUGCUGGACAACCACUGCAUUCACUGUAACGAGCGGAUUGCCGACGGCGAUGAUCAGCCAAAAUCCUCUUAUGAUUUCAUUUAUCUUCCCAUCGAUUUCAUUAACAAGUGCAACGUGGGAUAUGGAUUUGUGAACAUGACUUCACCGCAAGCAACGUUGAGACUGUACAAGGCUUUUCAUCUUCAAAAUUGGGAAGUUUUCAACUCCAGAAAAAUAUGCCAAGUUACUUAUGCUAGAUUACAGGGAAUUGAAGCAUUGAAAGAGCAUUUCAAAAACUCAAAAUUCCCAUGUGAAGCUGAAGAAUACAUGCCAGUGAUUUUCGCACCACCUCGUGAUGGGAAAUUAUUAACAGAGCCUAAUCCUAUUGUUGGACGUGGCAUAAUAAUUAACUCUUCAUCUUCCGCCGUCGCUUCCGAAGAAGAAGAAGAAGAAGAUAACGGUUAUAAUAUCAUCAUUAAUACAAGUAGUAAUGAUGAUGAUGAUGAAGAAACGGCAGCAGUAAGAAACGACGGCAGCAGUAGUAGUAGUAAUGGUGGUGAAAAUUACGAUGUGGGUAAUCAUGAUUCUGUCUACAUGUUGGCGUCUUCUGGUAAUUAA